CAAAGAUUAAUAUAUUUUAAGAGUGAUCAUGCUUACUGAGAAUGACCAAUAAAAGUCCGUUUCUAAAAAAGAAGUGAUACCAGGACACAGACGAGUUUAUUGUUUUGGAACCGUGGCGUAACAGAAAAAUCUUUUUUUCUCUCCCUUUCUUUGAUUUAUGAAUAAUGAAGAGAACAAGCAGUACAAGUAGUGGAAUGUCGGGCGAAAUUGAGCAAGUUGUAACAAAACUACUUCGAACAACCAAAGCUUUAUUAGAAGCCUUGACUCAGUGGUCAAACAUGAGAGCUUCUAAUGCUGAAAUAUUUGAAAUUCAUGACACACUUGAAAAGCAAUUCUUUCUUGUCUCUCAAGCAUUUGAAGAAGCAGGUGUUUCAAUGAAUGACUUACAGUGGAUUCCAAGACAGUUACGGGAGUCAGUAUCUAUUGCCAUGAUGGAGCAGCCUUCACCAGCUGCCUUAGACCAAUACUUGCCUCGUAUAAGAGAAGUUAUCGUUCACUUGCUUCAUGGACUGAAAGGAAAACAAGCACAACUGCGAGAGAAAGAUAGAGAAUCACGUGCAUCCAUACGCUCAUCCAGCAACAGCGACGCAUGGAAUCGAGAAGUACCAUUAGCAGCACUUAACAGAGGCAGCAGCACAAGUAGUAAUGGAUCGCAACGUAUGAUGAUGUAUCCCAAUAAUUCACCACCUUUGCCUCCCAUGUCUUCUCCACGCAUGAAUGGCGCAGAAUAUGAUACAUGGUCAGGUGGUAUGCCUCGGCCAUCAGUUCCUACGAACGACCUAUCAGCAAGAAUCAUGCCCAAACGUCCUUACUCACCCCCACCCCCACCUCACGGUUCACCUAUGAUGCCCCUACCAACCCGCUCGACAUCAUCCAGCAGACAACAUAUCCCCAACCCUCCUCCUCCUCCACCAGCACCUCCUAGUAACAACGUGAAUAACCAACCACAGACAUUUGAUGAGAACGACCCAAACACAGCCAGUGCUCUGGCUGCUCUGAAGCGACAAGAAAACCUUGCCAGAAGAUCAUCUGUUCGUCGUGCUUCGAUGUAUAGAGGAAACAGCGACUACUACACAAGUAUAUCCUCUCGAAUGCAAGAUACACCGCCUGUGCCCGCGCUACCUAAAAGUCAAUUAGCACGCGCUGUACCAGAAGAACCAGAGGAGAGUCAUGAAGAGGAAGAAAAAGGACUGACGUUGUUCCUUCAGAUCGGCAAACAAGUGAAAAAGACGGUAUAUCAAGGAGAGAUCAGUAUUCCUGCCCUCAAUAUGCUCUUUGUCGAAAAAUUCAAUUAUACAUCACGUCAAAACGAUUUUCCCAACAUUUAUAUUCGUGAUCCAUCUAUUGGUGUAUCCUACGAACUGACAGAUCUAAGUGAAGUAAAGGACAAGUCGGUACUCUCUUUGAAUAUUGAUGAACAAGAGGAGCAAAAGGAGAGUCAUAAGGAAUGGAUAUUGAAGUUAUCUGCUUCAUUUGAGGAACAAUUGAAAGGAGCGACACAAUCAUUCACACAACAGAUAGAACAGGUGAAGAAACAGUUAGAGUCAUCGAAUGAGACACUGAUUGAACAAAUCACAAGUCAAAUCAUGGUCGAGAAGAAUAAUAGACAAGAAGAGGAGCCAGCCAAGGAGGAAGAGAAGAAGAAAGAAGAACAGGAAGAAGAGAAGAAGGAGGAGAUGCCAGCACAAAAGAUGUAUGAUCAAGGGCAAGUUAAGAAACAACUGAUUGAGAUUGAAAGUCUGAAACGUGAUCUUGCUGUUAUUCGCCAAUUGGAUCGUGAGCGUAAAGAAGAAACGAGCCAGAUAAUUCAGGAGAUAAGGGCUAAGGCUGCCUCACUUACCAAAGCAAACGAACAAGACAUCAAGGUCAUAUCAGCACGAUCUGCUUUGGAGGAAGGAAAGAAGGGACUUUUAGAGAAAUCAGACAAGAUCACAACCCGUUUAGAGGAAUUGCAGGACACGAUUGAUCAACUGAAACUAGAUGUCACUCAAAGAAAAUGCCGUCCUUCUGAGAUACAAAUGACUCACUGUGCCAAGGAACGUAGAGAACUUUCAAAGGAUAUUGAGGAGUUUGGAGCAUUCAUUGCACAGGUGAAGCCAAAGUGGAAGAAAACAUGGGAGCAUGAAUUGCAAACGAUUGUGAAGGAACAACAGACAUUAAAGGAUCAGGAGUAUUUGCUGACAGAUAUCAAGGAUGACCUUGAAGCACUCUCUGAGGUGUUUGAACAAUUGGAAAAGAUUUAUGCUUAUCAAGCUAGCGCCAAGCCAGUCGUCAGGGAAUUUCGAGUUGUACCUGCCGAGGAUGGCCAUGAGGGCAUGUCGAGUGUAUUAAAACAAGUAGCGACGAUUGAUGUGGAUCAUGAACGUCGACUAAGGGCUAUGGAGCAAGCAGAUAAGAUGAGGCAAAGGGAAUUAGCCAAUCGUAUUGAUGAUUUUGAAAAAGAGUUGGUUACUUUUGUUGAUACCAAAAAACUAAAGAAGACAGGAGGAGCAUUGGAGAUUGAUAGAUUACGUAAACAAAAGGAUGAAGAAAUACUCAAACAAAUAUAUGCUUCAAAAGCAGCAGGAAGUAAUACGAAUAACAAUCAAGAGCAACCACCAGAAACGGAACCAGAAACGGAGGAAGUUGAAGCGAGUGAAGCAUAAUAAAAAGAUUCUAGACUUUUUUACCUGUUUCUUUGUUGGACUGUGCGCACCCUGCCUUGGGUCGGUUGUUGAAAAAUCCUAAAAUGGUAAAAUCCUUUUAUUUUUGAUUUGUCUUGCUUUGAGUAAAGACCGGAAAAUAUAUAAACUGA
This is a messenger RNA of Rhizopus microsporus ATCC 52813, 2794 nucleotides long. Its product is annotated as AIP3-domain-containing protein. The transcript has 4 exons. Bases 165 to 2645 code for a protein of 826 amino acids. The record is from RefSeq and is a predicted model, not a curated record. Gene Ontology annotation, cellular component: cell tip; cytoplasm. Lineage: Eukaryota; Fungi; Mucoromycota; Mucoromycetes; Mucorales; Rhizopodaceae. Gene Ontology annotation, biological process: establishment of cell polarity. Gene Ontology annotation, molecular function: cytoskeletal regulatory protein binding.